AUGAUCGGGAUUAUGGCGCUUCAUCGAGACAGCUCCGAUUUUACGACAGAUGAGCGAUAUUACAGUGAUUAUGGAAUCAUGAUCGCUCAGGAGUUUAUCUGCACCCAACGGUUCCGGACCUAUGAGGUAUUUACGAGACUAAGGGCGUUGUUUCGCAUGAAGAUAGAUAGGGGAAUAUAA
Penicillium coprophilum is the source of this 180-nucleotide messenger RNA. RefSeq lists its product as uncharacterized. The record is from RefSeq and is a predicted model, not a curated record. The coding region runs from base 1 to 180 and encodes 59 amino acids. Lineage: Eukaryota; Fungi; Ascomycota; Eurotiomycetes; Eurotiales; Aspergillaceae. The transcript is spliced from 2 exons.